UGAAUUUGUUCUGCAAGGAAACGGGGCUGUAUUUUAACAACCCUUCUUUCCUUUACAAUUUCCUCUCUGUUUUCAUUCGAAAUAUAACGAAUCAGAGAAACACGAGAGAUGCAAGAAAUCAACCAUCCAUUUGGUUCCAACAAUGGUGCCGAUAUUGGGUCUUCGGUAUCACAGUUGAUAUUAUCAGCAGGCUCCAAUACCUUAGAUUCAAUAUUCGCUCGCUGUGAACCAUCAACAGCCACCGCCGGCACCGACUCUGUUUGCGAGCCAUUAGGCUCUUCGGUCUAUCUCCGUCAGAGAGAUCUCCUUCAAAAAUUCUGCCAAGGAAACGCUUCGUUUUCGCGUAACUUGGUGGAGACUCAGCUUCGAAACUUCCAAAACCCAGCAUUAGGAAGCGAUUACGUAAGUCCUCAAAAGGCGAAGAAGCUUUACAGGGGUGUGAGGCAGAGGCAGCGGGGCAAAUGGGUAGCCGAAAUCAGACUCCCGCAAAACAGAGUACGAGUCUGGUUAGGCACUUACGAAACGCCCGAGACGGCAGCUUAUGCCUAUGACCGUGCGGCGUAUAAACUCCGAGGGGAAUACGCAAGGUUGAAUUUCCCUAAUCUCAAGGAUCCAACAAAGUUGGGUUUUAGAGAUGAUGCAACGCUGAGUGCUCUGAAGAACGCGGUGGAUGCUAAGAUUCAAGCCAUUUGUCAAAAGGUAAAAAGAGAAAGAGCUAAAAAGAAGGCCAAAAACGGCAACUCCGAUCGUCCUGUUGCUGAAGCCGAGAAAGAUGUCAAGGCAAUGGAACCGUGUUCGUCGUCCUCGUCUGUAUCGGCGGCGGGUUUUAGUGACAAUUUAAGCAGCGAAUUGCUGUCACCAAGUGCAUACGAUGAUAGGUUUGGGAGAUGUGAGAAUUCGCCGUCGUCUGUUCCGAGUGAUUAUACAGUGAUGAUGGCGGAUGAAGCACAGUUUCAGGACUGUUCGCUUGCAAGAAUGCCGUCUUUUGAUGCUGAAUUACUAUGGGAGAUUCUUGCUAAUUAACAUCUUAAUGCUCUCAAUCAUUGGUUUAGGUUCUUGUAGUGUUUUUCUUUAGGUAUUGUCUCUUCGGCCUUUGUUUUUGUAUGGAAGGCAUUAGAUUUAGGGGUUAAGCAUGUUAACUUUUCUCGAGUUGGAAACACACGAAUUUGAGCUAGCCUAAGAUGUUAUUCCCAUG
Messenger RNA from Hibiscus syriacus, 1195 nucleotides. RefSeq names its product ethylene-responsive transcription factor ERF061-like. Gene Ontology annotation, molecular function: DNA-binding transcription factor activity; DNA binding. Lineage: Eukaryota; Viridiplantae; Streptophyta; Magnoliopsida; Malvales; Malvaceae. The coding region runs from base 109 to 1023 and encodes 304 amino acids. Gene Ontology annotation, biological process: regulation of DNA-templated transcription. The record is from RefSeq and is a predicted model, not a curated record. The transcript has a single exon.